This is a messenger RNA of Centropristis striata (black sea bass), 7250 nucleotides long. RefSeq names its product muscleblind-like splicing regulator 3 (gene mbnl3). Bases 1067 to 2185 code for a protein of 372 amino acids. The record is from RefSeq and is a predicted model, not a curated record. Gene Ontology annotation, molecular function: metal ion binding. Lineage: Eukaryota; Metazoa; Chordata; Actinopteri; Perciformes; Serranidae. The transcript is spliced from 8 exons.
UGUAGUUGCAGCAAACAUUUCAGCUGCCAGCAGCCAGACCCCGCUUCUUUUCUUUCUCUCACUCCGCGGCGGUAACACGUUUCUUUUUACUUGCUUCGGUUUUAAUAUUCCUAGAUAGCGAUAAAGCCCUUUUAUUUCUUAUCCCUCUUUCUUUAAGGCAAUAGUGAUUGUAUAUGAGGCUAAGAACGCGUCUUUGUGGAAAAUAACCACCAAAUAAACAUUUUAACCGACGUUGAUUAAGGAGAAGACGCCUGAAUCCGACUGGACUACUAACAGUCCACAGCGCGACAACAAGCAAGGACAUGCAGACGAAAGGUCAGUGAGGAGGAUGACAACAGAAGAAUAGACAGCGGCGAAGGAAGGGAUGAGAAAGAGACUGAAGGAAGUGGAACUCCAAAGUGCCUACUACGAGGGGUCGUCUGCUGCUGUUCUUAGCUGCUGGAUGAGAGCAGGACGGGGCUCAGUGUGUAUCUGGCCUUGAAUGGAGGCUGUAUUUUAUCCUGACAGCCACAAAGUCAUCCAUCCCACGUUGCUGAGCUGCAGUCCCGACAUACCCUGAGCCGAGCCGCCACCUCGUCUCAUAACUGGACAUCAUCCCUAUAAAGGUUCUGGUUUUGUUUUUGUUCUGCAGAAAUCCUCCUUCUCAGGCCGUUCAAACGUAACUACAGCGACUGCAGCACCCUUGGCCAUGUUGACGUGAAUGUAACGGUGACUUACGGUGGGCGUCAGUCUAUUCAGGUGAAGGCACAGACCCUCAGUGUCACAUGCCAGAGUCAUGUCCUCAGACUAGCUUCUGUUUUUUUUUUCUUCGAGACAGAGCUGGCCUCUGCUCACCCCCUCUAACUCAAACUUCAGCUGCCACUUUUCCCAGGAAAGAACAAAUAAACAUCCCCUAAAAUACACCAACCAAAAGGACUUGCUGCCUAUUUGUGCCGAGGAAAAACAGAAAAUAAUUCUGCUUCUGUUUUUUUGCUUGGGAGUUUUUUUUUUCUUGCAUCACUAUUAGUCACCCUUGCUCUCAUCAGUUUUCCGUCCAUCUGCUGCUCAGUGUUUGUGAGCGACUCUGAUGGCUGUCAGCAUGGCCAUGGGAAGGGACACCAAAUGGCUGACCCUGGAAGUGUGUCGUGAGUUUCAGAGAGGCACCUGCUCGCGGCCUGAUGCCGAGUGCAAGUUUGCUCACCCCUCCCGGAGUUGCCAUGUGGAGAAUGGCCGAGUCAUCGCCUGCUUUGACUCACUCAAGGGGCGCUGCACCCGUGAGAAUUGUAAAUACCUGCACCCACCACCGCACCUGAAAACCCAGCUGGAGAUUAAUGGGAGGAACAACCUGAUCCAGCAGAAGGCCGCGGCGGCCAUGUUGGCACAACAGAUGCAGUUCAUGCUGCCCGGAGCACAGUUGCAGCCCAUAACAACAUUCCCAGUGACGCCCUCUCUGGCAACAUGUCCCAGUAUGGCGUUCAGUCCCUAUCUGAGCAACAUGGGCCCAGGCAUGGGCUUGAUGCCUGAGCUGCUGCCCAGUACUCCCCUGCUGGUCCCUGGGAGUCCCACCGGCCUGGCAGCCAUGGGCAACGGCACCUCGGCACAAAAACAUGUGCGCACAGACAAACUGGAGGUUUGUCGAGAAUUCCAGCGUGGUAACUGCACGCGGGGCGAGAGUGACUGCCGCUACGCUCACCCUCUGGAGGCCGGCAUGGUGGACUGCAGCGAGAACUCGGUCAUCGUCUGCAUGGACUACAUUAAAGGCCGCUGCAGCCGAGACAAGUGCAAAUAUUUCCAUCCGCCGGCUCACCUGCAGGCCAGGAUCAAGGCUGCACAGCACCAAGCCAGUCACAACACAGCGUCCGCAGGCAUGGCUCUCCCUCCAGGUGCCGUGCAGCAGGUACCAAAGAGGCCGAUCUUGGAGAAGAGCAACGGAGCUGCUGCUGCCGUCUUCAACCCCAGCAUGUUCCACUACCAGCAAGCCCUGGCUAACAUGCAGCUCCAGCAGCCUGCCUUCAUCCCCACUGUUACAGGCUCUGUUCUGUGCAUGAUGCCCUCAGGAGACUUUGACCCCUCCGAGCUCCUGACUCCUGAUCCGGUGGAGCUCCAGUGCGUUCCAAUGGAAACCCAUUUCUGUCCCGUCCCCAAACUGCUGAUGGCGGCUCCGGUGGCGCUAAACUCAGUAAGCCUUUCCCGAAACCCCAGUUAAAGUCCCUGAAACCUUGCGCACUACCAGGGCGGUCAUCUUCUUUUCUGAAUGCAGCAAACAUGUGCCUCGCCUCCAGUGCACACCGACCGAGUGUGAAACUUCUUUUAAGAUAAUUACAAACAUAAGAAAGCUGCAAUGGUUCACGCAAUACAAGCCUGGACGUAUUACUGUUGCUUUAAAGCAGCCAUCCUGAUGCAUACUGACUCGAUCAGGCUGAGCAAUACAGCUCUCUCGUUCUUACAGCCAUACAUGCCCACACCUUAAAAAGUGCAGCAGACAAGUGUGCACACACACACACACACACACACACACACACACACACACACACACACACACACACACAUUUAGGACUACAUGCCCUUUAUGGGUUGGAGCCAUCACAUGAGGUGACCCAACACUUUUGACUGUUCCAAAGUCAGAAACUCUGAAAAGUUAAUUGUGGAAAUUGAGACCAUUUGAGCAGCAAACGGAAAUGCUGCUGGUCUCAAACCAGUAUGUGUUGUCACAAUGAAAGAGUGUUUCAUAUCAUGUCAUGUUUACGUUUCAAGGUGGCUACAAAUGUAACAUUUGUGUUGUACCAUUCGGUUUGUUCUCAUGGUCUCAUCUCGCCUGAUGAAACGCCAACGAGUUGUUGUUCAUUUGUUUGUGCCUUUGAUUUAUCUGCUCAGCUGCAGAGGAGACUUAGUUUCCCAAAAAUAUUUCGAAACACUUGACAGCAUAUUUUAAGAGAUGUUGUUACUUUGCAUUUAAGGCAAUAUCUGUUGUUACAGAAAAAUAUUGUGUAUCAACUUUUAGCUCCUGAGAAACUCUAGGAAUAACAGUGAUCGCCACUUCAAAUUGUUUCAUGAAUGUUGAGUUUGAUUGAAUCAGUUUUUGUCCCCCUGUUUCACAGCCAGUAUCUGAAUCUUAGCUUUUUAUGUAAUGCAACAACCUUAAAGGGAUAUUUAAAAUUUUCUGAAGUGGGCUCGUAUGAGGUAGUCAGUGUAUUACUGCAGUAGAUAGUGGUUGGUACAUAUGUUAUUGUUUUUUGUAUUUAAAACACCUAACUUGGAACAAAAUCAGUAUCAGUUUAAAUGUAAACUGUAUUUAGAAUAGAGAAUACUUUACCUUACAGUUAGAUAGCCCUGUUUAACUUUACGCAAAGUGAACUGAAGCCAUCAUAUGCUUGCUUCAAAGCUACCAGACUCCAUUGACAAAAACACAACUUUUACCUCAUAGAACACAGGAGUUGCCGGUCUACUGCAGCCUCAAUCAGUUAAUUCAGUUUAUUUGUUAUUGUGUGACUUCUGUAUUUUUAACGAGUUUGUCCUGAUUCACCAAAGUCACAUAAUACCACAAACAAGCAAACAAUUGUAGCAGUAGUAGACCAGCAAUACCUGUGGUCUGCAAGGUAAAAUUACUGUUUUUAUCAAUGGAAUCGGGUGGCUUUGAAGAGAGCACAGCUUCAGUUCCCUCCGCGUGAACCUAAACAUGUCUGUCUGAUGGCAAGGUAAAGUGGUGAAAUAAAACUGAUAUUGAAGUCUUUUAGGUGGGUAAAUACAUUUUGCUGCUGCCCCAUCCAUAGCAGUACAUUAACUAUACUCUGUGUUGGUAUUUCUGCCUGCUUCUCCAUACUAGUGGCGUGCAGACCGCCAUCAACUGUACUACUGUUAAGUACCUCAUACAACCCCACUUCAGUAAAUCCAAAUUAUCCCUUAAAUAACCUAUAAAUUGGCUGAGUGACAUAAAAUGACUUCUGUACUGAAGGUGAUGAGUUGAGAGAUUCUCAAGAAAAUGACUCUUAAAUUCUUGACUUAAGAAACAAACUGCCUUAAAGCAGGUGAAGUCGUGUUAUUCAAAUGGUUGAAUCUGAGGGAUGCAGUAUCUUUAGUUAUGGCUGUGCAGGGUUAUUGUAACAACUGAAAAGAAAGGUUUGUUUGUCCCGUUUUCUCCAUGAUUUGAUAUUGAAACUAAGUGUAGAGGAAUGACAAUCUACAAGCAGAUUUCCUGUGUUUGAAUGAGCUGAAAUCAUAGUAAAUAACAAACUAAUAUUUCUGAGCGCAGUUCUAAGAUUACAGGCUUUUAUAAUUGGCACUUCUUAAACUUUAACACCUCUUAUUGCACAAGACGGGAGCUGGAUUUGUUUCUUGAUGACGUGCCUAAAGUCUGUGUGUGCCAAGCGGUGGUUGGUAUAUGCAAGGAGCUGCCCCCAUUUAAUGCAAAACCUGAAUAAUUAAAUAAAUGAAUGUCUCCCUCUAAAACUCAGAGAUUUAUUUAGAAAAAAAGCCAAUUUGUUUGUGUAAUUAUCUCCUUUCAUGCGGCUUUUGGAUUGAAUAGGUGGCACAAGAUUUUUACGUUUUGUGGCUCUUCAGGGAGAAAGCUUAGAACUUGAAAAUGUCCUGUCUGACUCUGUGUGUCGUCUUUUCUACUGAUGUGUCCUUUUUGUCAGACUCUAAAUAUUGCAGCCACAGCUGUUAUAACCAGAAUUGAGUUUUGGUAAAGUCAGGAGAUGGUGGAAUAAAUCACCCGUUUGAUGUCUGAUGGGGGGAAAAAAGGCAAACGAGUUGGUUUUUUGGUGUUCAAAUAUCUGAAAGAAAUGUAUUUUCUUUGGAGCAAGAAAUUGAAGGUAACGGCUCUGGAAACCAGACUGAAAUCACUUUUAUCCAAAUUCAAAUGUGCCUCUUUCAAGUCUCCUCGAACCACCACUGUCAAAACACUGUAAGAACAGACCAGUGCUCAAGCAUAGAUGUGUAAUUUGGAAAAUUAUUAUAACGGUAAAUCACAUCUGUACUAGUUUCUUCUCCGAGGCAGCUGUGCUGUCUCGUCGUUUGUGUAAAGAAAUAGAUCAGUGCGUUGUGUGCAUACUUCAGUGUGUUGAAAAGACAAUGAAUCACGUAUUUGAUUAGUUGUAAAUGCUGCAGAUAUUACAGCAUUUCCCACUGAACAUUAUUCAUUUUAAAUAAUGUUAUUGUGUCGUGAAUGUAUCUAAUGCAAAAACUCUACACAUGCCCCUCUAAAAGACCGGCAUGUUGAAAUGUAAUGACUCACUAUAUAUAGACUAUUUCUGAGGUCACAUAAGUACCAUGCUGAUACUGUGUUAAGACAUAUUAAAGUAUGUGUAUUGUUAUAUAGAUUUAUAUUUAAUGUCAAUGGAUGGUGUGACUACUUUUAGAAAUAUCUUUCACUCUCAGAAAAAAGGUGGAGCAGGAUUGUACUUGUUGAAGUACAAAUGUACACAGUACAGGUACAUUACAGUACCAUUUCUUACUUUCAGUUGUUUUAUCCCUCCCUCAGAAAGUACCCAAAGUGCCCAAAAUGCACCUAUAAAGAAUGGUAUAAUCAUGGGGCAAAAUUAAGAAAAAUCAGCAUGCUACCCUUCAUUUUUUAGCGUCUUCGUCACAUGAUGUGGAUUGGUCAGUGCUCCUUGUUUCUGUUGACACGUACUGUGUCGACAGCCUGUUCAGUCGGAGUUUUUAAGUGCAUAAUCCCUCACCGGCUUCCCACCCAUUAACCCUAUUAACUGUGUUUUAUGGGCCAAGUGGGACUGACCCUGGAUUUGGGUUCUUGAAUGCCCUUUACCACCAACUGUACCUUAAAUUUAUGUUGAAUUGAUUUAAAUGUAUCCCUUAAAGGAACAGUGCGUUCCUUUCUGAAGUCAGAUGAGAAGAAUGAUACUGCUCUCAUGCUUGUGUAUUAAAUAUGAAGCUAGAACUGCAGACACUUAGCUAAGCAUAAAGACCGUAAACAGAAGGAAAUGUUAAAUACCUAAAAGUGAUAAAAAUACACCUAACAGCACAUUUAAUUGUGUUUGUUUAAUUAGUACACAAACAGAAAUGUAAAGAUUAUCAUCACCAAGACAUAAUGUGUUAAUGGGCUGUAAAAGUGCUGGUGGGUAUAUUUUGCUAGCUCUGGACUCUUGCUUGACUGAUACUGGACUUCUGAGCCAAAAAUCCAUUUGAGUUUUUAAAAUCUAACACCAAUACAUUUGGCAGAUAGUUGAAAAAACAAAAAAAAUGUUGAUACAGAGUCCUUAGAUACUAUGCGGGGUGUCAUGUCAGUGCUAAUGUUGACACUAUUUGUAAUUUACCCAAAACCUUAUUUAGCAUUUCUGUACUGACGUUUCUUAUAACUUGUUAGCUUACAUGUAAUCAAAUAUGAUAUAUAUUGGCUGAUUUAUUGGUCCUACACUACAGAAUUGCACUAGCUUUUCCCCCUUUGUGUCCUGUCUUAAUGCUAAGCUAAUCAAACUGCCUCCUGGCUCAUGCUUCAUAUUUUCCACACAGAUGUUACAUUUAUAUCAAUCUUCUCAUCCAACCCUUUAAGAAGAAGUCAAUAUGCUUAUUUCCCAAAAUGCUAAUAUAUUUAUUCAAGGUAUCACUUUAUCUACAUGGUGGAUCAAGCAUUAGGUAGCCUGUUAUAUGCCUGUUAUCAUACAGAAACAACCGUCUCCUUUAAUCCUGUUUUUGAGUGUGUUGAGCUACAUUUUUUUUUUACAAGUUUUUGAAGUCUUUGAGCAGAAAUAUUUCUCUUCUGUCCAGUGAAGUUGAUCAUUCGAAUGUCCAGACAGUUUAGUUUGUCUUAAUCUUUAAAGCUUUGUCCAGCCAAGUAAACCCCUCCCUCUAGCCUUCGUCGCCUCCCCUCUUCACAUCAUUAUGCCUUCACUUACUGCUGUUCAGCUGGAGAAAAAAACAACAGAAUACUUGAUUAAUAAAUUGUGCCUCCUGAGGGCGUUUGAAUUUCUGCGUACAUUCAGACGUACGUAAAGAGUGAGUUGGAGGAUUUUCUUUGUGGCACGAGAUAAAUUUGUUUGUACCUCUUUCCCUUUCUCAUUGCCUCAUACUUGAUUUCCUUUAGGCCUCACUGUAUUUUCCCAUAGAGUCACGAAUCAUAACUCUGGAAUAUGCAAAAUGCUCUGAUCAUUGCAUCCAGUGACCAGAUCCUUUAGCAUGUGGACAGUAAAUUCGACCCUGAGCUUACUUCUAUUGCCCGGGGCACAAACAAAGAGCCUUAUUUCUUGAUCACUGUAUAAAGAUGUGAUAGCUGUGUAUGAAAGUGACAUGUAUUAAUGGUAAGUUAAGCUUUUCUU